Molecule: messenger RNA, 183 nt
Organism: Eruca vesicaria subsp. sativa (arugula)
Lineage: Eukaryota; Viridiplantae; Streptophyta; Magnoliopsida; Brassicales; Brassicaceae
Source: the annotation of a GenBank genome assembly
AUGGUGUCUCAAAAGAUGGAGUUUUGCAUCGAAUUAGUGAAGAUGGCAGUCUUUUUUGUCGUCACCGUGGCUGAAUCAGUAGAAGAAACUUUCCGUAAGCCUCAGCCAGCUCUUUCGGCAGUUCACGACGGUCGCCGGAACAGUUACGCCAACGUUCCCAUUCCUCUUGUUGGAUUCAUGUGA